GUGCUAAGCCCUGAUUUCCUUUCGUUUGGAGUGCGGGAAUGUCUUCAGUGUUAUUUUCUAAAGCAAAAAUGAAUAAAGUAGAUGUAUUUAUUAUCGGUUAAUUUGAUAUAAAACAGUCCUUUUCGGGCUCAUGGCGAGGCCAUCUUGCGAGGCCUGAGGGAAGGGCCUGAAGGAGACUAGGCCGCGCCCUCUUUUCACCUCAAGCAGAAGAAGGUUCUUCAAUGUUCAAAAUUUCUAGGAGUUCAGAUUAUCUGCAGGAUGCCAUACCUUGGAUCAGAGGAUGCUCUGAAGGAGCUGAAGAGAGCACUGUCUAACCCACAUGUACAAGCUGAUCGGCUCCGCUAUAGAAAUGUUAUUCAGCGUGUGAUCAGGCAUAUGACACAAGGUGUAGAUGUGUCUGGUGUUUUUAUGGAGAUGGUUAAAGCUAGUGCCACUGUGGACAUUGUUCAGAAGAAGUUAGUUUACUUGUACAUGUGCACAUAUGCUCCACUGAAGCCCGAUUUAGCUCUCCUAGCUAUCAACACUCUAUGCAAAGAUUGCUCAGACCCAAACCCUAUGGUUAGGGGACUGGCCCUGCGCAGCAUGUGCAGUCUCAGGCUGCCUGGCAUACAGGAAUAUAUACAACAGCCAAUCCUGAAUGGCCUGCGAGACAAAGCCUCUUAUGUUAGAAGAGUAGCUGUUCUUGGAUGUGCAAAGAUGCAGAAACUCCAGGGAGACUGUGAAGUGGAUGGUGCACUUGUGAAUGAAUUGUAUAGUUUGCUUCGUGACCAGGAUCCUAUUGUGGUGGUGAAUUGUCUGCGGGCCCUUGAGGAGAUUUUGGCACAUGAAGGAGGAGUUGUUAUCAACAAGCCCAUUGCCCACCAUCUUCUUAAUAGGAUGCCUGAUCUAGACCAAUGGGGUCAGAGUGAGGUACUGACCUUUCUGCUGCGCUACAAACCCCGUAGUGACGAAGAACUCUUUGACAUCCUUAACUUAUUGGAUAGUUAUCUGAAGAGUAGCAGCUGCAAUGUGGUCAUGGCUGCCACUAAACUCUUCCUUGUGCUGGCUAGAGACUUUCCUCAUGUGCAGACAGAUGUCCUUGUGAGAGUGAAGGGUCCACUCCUGGCUGCUUGUACCUCUGAAAGUAGAGAGCUCUGCUUUGCUGCUCUGUGUCAUGUGCGCCAGAUCUUAGACAGCCUUCCUGGCCACUUCAGCAGCCAUUACAAGAAGUUCUUCUGCUCUUACUCAGAACCAUAUUACAUCAAGUGCCAGAAAAUGGAGGUGCUGUGCAAACUGGUGAACGAUGAGAAUGUACAGCAGGUCCUGGAGGAACUGAGGGACUACUGUACUGACAUCUCAGCAGAACUUGCACAGGGAGCAAUCUUUGCCAUAGGAAAGAUUGCAAGGACCUAUACAGAGCAAUGUGUAAGAAUCCUAACAGAGCUUCUUGAGUUGAAACAAGAGCAUAUAACUUCAGCUGUGGUGCAGGUAUUCCGUGACUUGGUGUGGUUGUGUCCACAGUGUACAGAGAGCGUCUCUCAGGCUUUACCUGGCUGUGAAGAGAAUAUUCAGGAUAGUGAGGGCAAGCAAGCAUUAAUCUGGCUUCUGGGAGUGCAUGGGGAGAGAAUUCCCAAUGUCCCUUAUAUCUUGGAAGAUUUUGUUGACAAUGUAAAAUCAGAGACAUUCUCAGUAGUGAAGGUGGAGUUGCUGACAGCAUUGGUACGCCUCUUCAUAGCACGUCCUGCUGAAUGUCAAGACACGUUGGGCCGAUUGCUUUAUUACUGCAUAGAAGAGGAAAGAGACAUGACAGUUCGGGACCGUGCUUUGUUCUACUAUCGUCUUUUGCAAGCCGGCAUGGAGGAGACAAAAAGAGUUCUGUGCAGCCCAACAUCCGAUCACUCUCUACGACUUCUGGAAGAACAGGCCGAAAGCUCUGUGAACCUGUGGGCCUCUGACUUCAACACUUUGGUGCCCAUCUAUGGCAAAGAACAUUGGACAACUAUGACAGCCAACCAGGUUUUGACUGAUCUUCAUCAUGCUGACUCGCCUUGUGAAGACGCUUCCACGGUGAGCAAAGCACCCCCAGUGACAGAAGAUAAGGAUGAAGCUCCUUCUAAUAACACCAGUUCAAGCGAUUUUACUCUAAUGCCCAGCGUGUGUCUGACUGCUGAGCAGUUUGAGAGGACUUGGAUAAAUCUGGAUGUGGGCUGCCAGCAAUCUGUUCCCUGGCAGGAAAUGGUGUCACCAGACGCUAUAAAGGCUGCAUUGCAGGUUGUUCAUAUCCAGACCAUUGCAAUGAGCAAAGCUGGUUCUCAGCUGUGGAAAGCCUAUCUGGCAGCCCAGGAUGACACUGGCUGCCUUUUCCUGACUGAAUUGCUGCUUGAGACUGGAGGGCUUGAGAUACAAAUGUUGGUGAAGCAGAGUGAUAACAAGCCUGAAGUGCUGCGGGCCUUUGUCUCAGUCUUGAAGACUGUGCUUGGGACAGUAGCAGGACUGACAUGAACUUUUUUAAACCCCUGUUAUUAACUAUAGUGGGAGGAUCCAGUACUUUUUUUUGUAUGAUUAACUUUACUAUAUUCUUCAGGCUAAAGUUUUACGAAUUGCCAGUAAAGCCUUUUCACAAUCCUUUGUUCCAAGAAUGAUAGGAAUCAGUGAUGUCAGUGAUCAAUACCUAGGUUUACUGGUUUGGGGGGAAAACUCUCCAGGCACUAAUUCUCUCUAGGAUCUUUAGGGCUCAAUGUUUUAAUAAUGGACAAGUAACUGCAAAAUGGAAAAGAAGUUGGCUAAAGCAAAAACAAUUUAUUUAUUAAGAAGACAGAAAAGAUAGAGUUAGAAACCUAACAACUUUACCCCUGACCAGUCUAAAGAUGCUGUGAGUAAAGGGGCUUCAGACUAACACACACAUGAAUUCUCUCUCCCUCUGAUUUAAAGAAAAGUCCAAAUACGGCAGAGAAACUGGUUCUGGUGAAGAGGACUUUAGACAUUUCUACUGCUCUUGCUUCUGUGGAAAAUCUUGUGGAAUAUCUCUCUGGAAUCGUCUGGAAUCAGUUGGGCCUUUUCUCUGAGGUCUCUGCCUUUAUAAAGAUUUAUAUAUAAA
Molecule: messenger RNA, 3076 nt
Organism: Anolis sagrei ordinatus
Lineage: Eukaryota; Metazoa; Chordata; Lepidosauria; Squamata; Anolidae
Gene: AP4B1
Product: adaptor related protein complex 4 subunit beta 1
Biological process (GO): intracellular protein transport; vesicle-mediated transport
Cellular component (GO): clathrin adaptor complex; membrane coat
Molecular function (GO): clathrin binding
Source: RefSeq, a predicted model, not a curated record